Molecule: messenger RNA, 7146 nt
Organism: Archocentrus centrarchus (flier cichlid)
Lineage: Eukaryota; Metazoa; Chordata; Actinopteri; Cichliformes; Cichlidae
Product: NACHT and WD repeat domain-containing protein 2
Exons: 12
Coding region: 31-5157 (1708 amino acids)
Molecular function (GO): protein binding
Source: RefSeq, a predicted model, not a curated record
UCUUAUUUUAACAGUAGCUGAUUAUCAGGCAUGCACACUGGAGGAAAACAAAUACACGGCUCCCCUUUGGAUUCUGGAUUCAGCUCGUCCUGUGUGAAAGUCUAUCUGUGCUCCAACCCAGAAGACAGCGUGGUGGAGCGUAGAGCUCUGAGAGAGACUGUGUUCCCCAGAUUCAGAGAGCACUGUAGACACUCACUGGGACUGGAUGUCAGGGUGAUAGACCCAUUUGAGUCCAGUGAUCCCAGUCUCUGGCCAGAUGAAGACACCAGGCAGCAGAUAAUACAAGAAUGCAGAAGAAGCUCAGCAGGACCUUUUUUACUUGCUCUGGUAGGACAUCAGUAUGGCGCAGCCCGUCUGCCCGCUCAGGUGGAGGUGUCAGAGUUCGAACUGCUGCUGCAGCAGUGCCAGGAGGCCGGCAUCAGCACCCAGGAGCUGGAGAAGGCCUACCAGAGGGAUGAGAACACCAUCCCUACCUCCUACUGCCUGAGAGCUUCACAUAGACACACCUGGUUUUCGCUGCAGGCAACAACUAAGAAGAAGGAGGAGAGCAAAAACGAGGCUAAAGAUGAAGAACUGAGGAAGUUGUUUCACACAGCUGUGAGUCUGUGUGUACAAAGUGGCAGUAUGACUCCAGAGAGGGCCAAAAGCUACUACAGAUCAGCCCUCGAUGUAGAUCUGCGUUAUGCUCUGGAAAGCUGUCCUGAGGGAGACAUGGCCAGACGCUGCUUGAUCUAUAUCCACAAGAUUAUCAAUGCAAAAAGAGAGGGAGAAAAAGGACAUGUGAAAAAACAGCUGCAGUCAAAGUUGAAGGAUGGGACCCCUCUGAGUGCAUUGUCCACUAAUGAAAAAUUACUGUCAGAACUGUGUGACAGCUUCCUCAAUCAUCUCAUCACUUCCUGCCAGCUUCUAGUCUACACCUUAAGCACAGUGUGUGACCAGCGCCAUGGUUACACGUCAGCCAGGAGGAGGGGCUAUGUCGAAUCUCUGUGCCAACAGGUGUACUGUGACCUCCUGCAGACAUGUGUCAGCCUGAACGUCUCACAGAGCGGAGAGCCUUCUCCCCUCGGUGACGCUUUAUCCAGAGAGCAGGCCGAACAGGAGCAGCUGUGUGACAUCCUGAGUCAGUUUUAUGACAUCAUUCAGCCCGAGGAGGAAAAGGUCAGAGUAUAUGUGGAGACGAGGUACCAACAGUUCCCUCUGAUAGUAACCGGAGGCCCGUGCACAGGGAAGACAGUCCUGCUAGCACACUGCACUCAGCAGAUGAAGUCUUGGCUUGCAGAUAGUGACCCUGUGGUGAUCAGUUUUUUCUGCAGCUUGUCAAUUAAUGCUUCACCAAAGCAUCUGCUGUCGAGCUUGUGUUAUCAAAUAGCCUGCAGAUAUCACAGUGACUCUUCCGCUAAGCAGGAUGCAAGCCUCUGCACUGACCUGGAUGAUUCUGGCAGUACCACCAACCCCAGAGAGUUCACAUCCAGCUGUAGCCCAGCAUCUGUUUCAGAUUCUCAGCAUGAACACGGCACCAAAGAGUGUGUUUCUGACUGCGACCAAAGCUGUAAUCUUGUUGAAUAUCCAGGUCAAAGACAGAUUGAUUCUGGCAUCAUAAAACCUGAUGCUUGUCUGUCUGAACUUAAACAACACCUCUCAUCCCUCAUCAGCCACCUGCCUUCUACUGAAAAGCCUCUCAUUUUGAUUCUUGAUGGAUUAGAUCAGCUCAAAAACAACACCGGUCUUCAAAUCAUGGAAAGCCUCCCCUCUCCCCUUCCUCCUUGUCUCAAAUUCAUCCUCACAGUUUCCUCCAAUCGAACACAUUUCCUGCAAGCCAUCAAACUACAUUAUGCAUCUCACAUUGUAUCAGAGGAUAUAUGGACAGGACAUGUGUGUGUACAGUUGGGACCAGUGGACAGGAAGCAGAGCGUGCAGAUGUUGGCGUCACUGCUGAAACGUUCAGGGAGGAGGGUGACUUCAGGACAACAAGCUCUGGUCAACCAGGCUCUCACUCGCUGUUGUCUGCCGCUCUACACUCGACUUCUGCAUGCACACACCUCCCUCUGGCACUCUGAUUCAGAUGUGAUUGAGUCAUCUCUCCCUGACGCCGUCCAUUCAUCUAUUUCUGUACUCCUGGAUCACCUUGAGCAGAAACAUUUCUCGUCCAUCGUAGCUCGCGCUGUCUCUUACCUCACCCUCUCCAGGACUGGGCUCUCAGAGGCUGAGCUCGCAGAUCUGCUGUCCAGUAGUGAAGAUUCCCAGCACAUGGGCUGUUCCUUUAAGAUGAAAGUCCCACAAGUCGAUGUGGAGAGACUUCUUUUGGAUUUAAAGAGCUUUCUUAUUAAAAGGAAAGUUGCAAAUUCCCAGGUUUUGUUCUGGGUGAGCAGGCAUUUCAAACUGGUCGUGGCAAAAAGGUAUUUAGGCACUCAUGAUGUAAGGAUUCAUUCUGAGAUGGCAGACUAUUUUAGUGGAGAGACAUCAGGAGUAAACAAGGAUGCAGCCUUAAAAACAUACACAGACACUCAGCAAUCCAGCCAGCCAUUUGUCUUCACUUCAAUCAAAGGGGAUAGUAGGGUGAAUGUGAGAAAAAUCUUAGAACUGCCGUAUCACCUGCAACAAAGCGGCAGAUGGAAAGAGUUUGAGCGUGUGCUGUUGAUGUCAUUUGAGUUCCACCAGGCUAUGGUUCAAGCUGGUCUUCUUGGAGAACUGCUAACCAUGCUGGAGACUGACAAAGGGUCGUCUCAGUUUAAGUUUGCAACAGAAAGACAGCUGCUUGCAAGCAUACUGAAGUCUUCUGCUUGCUUCCUGCAGAGCUCACCACUGCAGCUGCCCACAGUGAUGGAGACAAGCCUCCUCCCCUAUCUGGAAGUCUUUCCUGCUCUUGAGGGUUAUGUCAGAGACAUCAGGGAAGGAAGAGAAAGUGGAUUGGGAAUAACACUUUGCCCCAGUGCUCCCUCUGUUCCCCACAUUCAGUACUUAAAUCAUGAUAACCCAAACAAGGACGUUUGUGUAAGAGAAAUUGCUGGUACAGAGUGUGGGGCUGUUGCAGAAAUCAUGGAUGAUGGUUCUGCUUGGAUUUGGAAAGGGCGUGGAUACAAUGUAGCCAACCUGUCACUGAGCUGUGAACAGACAGAGCUGAAGUUUGCAGGAGUGAAGGGUAGCGGUUCGUUCCUCCUGCUUUCAACACGUUGCAACAGGUUUUUCGUGUGGGAUGCGGCGGGCCCAGAAAAGUUUCUUGAAGUUAAAGACCCUUUUAAAAAUGAGCACGAGUCGAGCCAAGCACCCGGCAACAUCGAGGGAUUUGUCGCGAGUCAGAAAACGUUGUCCAUGUGGUGGAAAGAUGAGAGUUUUGUGAGCGUGUUUGAUAUCUCCAGUGAGACCUUAACUCAUUUCCAGUGUCAGAGCCGUGUGGCCUGUGUGGUUUUCUCCUCUGAUGGUCUUUUCAUGUACUGUGGCCAGGAGGAAGGCAUGGUGUCCAUAUUUGACAUGAAAAUGAACAGUCUGCUUAGCACCUGCUCCAACUCAAACCACAGUGCAGUUACAGUGAUCAUCCUCUGUGAAGACAAGAGGGAAAUGGCAUGUGUUGACAGGACUGGAAAUGUAGCCUUAUGGGAUGUGGCAGCCAAUGCGCAGCCACCCAGACUUGUCAAAGAAAGCUUCUCUCAGGCUUACUCUAAUAACAUACUCACUACAAAUUAUUCCAGUGAAAUUAACACUCUUUUGUUGUGUCAAGCCCACCAGACUUCCCUGUGGGACACUUGUACUUGGGAGCUGUGGGACCAGUUCUUGGCUCCACAAGGAAGAGCCUUCAGUCAAGCUGUGCUCUCACACGAUGGUCACCUUUUCCUGGCUUUGUUAGACACCUGCACGUUUGUCUUGGUGUGGCGGGUCAGCAGUGGGCAGUGUGUUCUCUCCUUAGAAACAAACAAGCAGCCACACACACUCCUCAAAAUGGCCUCAGAUGUCAUUUCUGUCAGUCAUGAUGGCUGCCUGACAGCGUGGGACUCUGAGAUGAUUGAUUGUGCAGGAGGUGCUCAGAAAAUGGGCCGUGGAGUGAAGGAGGUGGUGGUUGAGCAAGCAGGUGAGUGGUUCUACACGAGAGACGGGUCAGAGCAAGUGUGGAGGUGGAGUCUAGAGACGGGACUUCCGCAUGUUAACUUCCUGCAUGCUGGGCCUGUGGAAAAACUGCAGCUUUCUCCAAACGGCGUCCACCUGGUGUCACUCUCAGCAGGGGACAUUUACGUGUGGAGGACAGAAACGGGUGAAAAUGUCCUGCGUAUCAGUGGCAGCAGAGCUACAGAUAUCCUGAUCACCCCUAAUAACAACUUUGGAGUGAGCAUCUCUCAGCGAGGGCUCUCACGCGUUUGGAAGAUUGCCCAGGGAAAUAUUGUAUGCAGCAUCCACCCAUACCUAUCUGACCCCCAGGUAUCACCUGAGAGCACGUACUUACUUGGCUGUCGCCAUGGAGACCUGCUGGCUGCCAGUCUGUGGUCGGGCUCGAUCAGCAAACGUUUCUUCUGCGUGGAAAGCUCUGAGCAAGUUGUCGCCUUUCACACUCUUUCAGAGCACCCUGAAUUUGUGGUGGUGAUGGUGGCCUCAGGGGCAGUGUACACAUGGAAGGUGGCAGAGGAGACGGUGUGCCAGCACUUUGAGCUGCCACACAUGUUUCACUGUCAGCCACAGGACUUCCAAAUGUCCUCUGAUGGCAGCUACGCACUGCUGUCCACUGAAAAUGAUGCCAUUAACCUCUUAAAUCUGUCUCGGGUCAGACUGUGCUCAUUCAAAGUCGAGGGUCCUGUCAUUAAAGCCUGCUUGGACAAAACUGGGCACUAUGUUGCUUACAUAACCAGCCCCUCCAGGCUGGGGGACAGCUGUGACUGCUCCCUGCAUGCAAGGCCCAUCCUUCAAGUCAGACGACUUUCAGAUGGGGAGAAAAUAGGAGCUGUGUGUCUGUCUAAGAAUCCACUAACUCUGGUCAUUUGUGAACAACACUGUGUGUUUGUGGGCUUUGGGGACGGGUCUGUAGGUGUGUACUGCAUUUCAGAUGCCACAGUCAAUGAGGAUGAGUCAGUCAGGUAUUGUGAAAACUGGAAUGUUCCACUGAAGCAGUGCCCCUUUGAUAGGGAGCCAUUCAGCUUGCCUCCUCAAGCCACCCCCAAUAUUAUGUGGCCUUAAGAUUAUUAUAUGAUGCUGGACAAAGACAAUGCUUUUUAUAAAAGUUUAAAUGAUGUGGAAAAAGUAUUUGCCCCCUUGCUGAAUUCGUAGUUUUUUACAUAUUCGUCACACCGACAUGUUUCAGAUCAUCAAUCAAAUCCUAGUAGUAAACAAAAAUAACCCAAGUAAAUACAAAAUGUAAUUUUUAAAUGUUGAUGUUAUUCAUUAAGGGGAAAACAACCCAAACUGCAUGCCCCAUAUGUGAAAAAACUAUCACCACCCCACCCCCUUUAAUGAAUUAACUGUGAUUAACUGCAUUUUUUUAUUUUGAAAGCUGAGUUCAAUUUCACUAACCACACCCAGGCCAGAUUACUGCCAGACUAGUUGAAACAAGAAAUCACUUAAAUAGAACCUGUCUGACAAAGUGAAGCAGGCUAAAAGAUCUCACAAAGGUCUGAGGCUGCCUUGCUGCCUCAGACCUGGACGUCUUGCUGUAAUUGAUGGAACCAUGAAUUCUGCUGUCUACCAGAAAAUCCUGAAGGAGAACAUCAGUUCAUGCUAUGAAGCCAAAGUGCACUUGGGUUAAACAGUGGGACAAUGAUCCAAAACACACCAGCAAGUCCACCUAAAGAAAAACAACCAAAAUAAAAAAAAAAAAAAAAUGAAGGCUCUGCAGUGCCUUAGUCAGAGGAUUUGGGUUAAAUGUUAGAGAAGCCUCUGAAAAUGAGGUCCAAAUCACUUUCAGUGCAAAAACUUGCCAGUGGACACAGAUCCUAAAUCACAACAAAAAAGACAAUAAUAAGGCAAGACUAAGUUUUACAAGAGGCUACAGGAAGAACAGACAUGAAGUGAGACAGUCUGUGCGUGUACAUGUGUGCACACGUGUGUUCUUGGUACCUCCAUCCAUGUGCCAGUGUGACAAAGUCCUGGAUGCAGUCUUCAGUCUGCAUGUUCAGUCCAUCAAGUUCCAACUGAGCUUUGGAAAAAACAAUCUCAACUUUUCCUUGGAUUUUCAGGGUUGUUCAGUUCAUCCAGGAAUUUCAGCAGGUAUCGGAUGUGUUGCUGUUUUGUUCCUCCACUUCAACCUUUGAUCCUGGAAUCCUGGAAGCCCGGGAAUCUCCUGUUCAGCUACAGCCAACAGUUGCUGUAAAGCAACAAAUUCUAUACAGCAGGGAAACUGACUGCUUGGUCAAUAAUGCACAAUGGGCCAGGCCCCCGCUGUAUCAACAAACAGCUGUUUUUAAUGAUGUGUGGCCAGCAGAGUCUUCAUGGAUGAUGCCCUUCAACAAAACAUAGAAAAGGGUUGCCAGCAUGAUCCAGCAGUUUGUUGCUGGUAUGGACUCGUGUGGUCAGUUCUGGCAAUUGGUGAAAAGAUUCUGGAAGCAGUUCCUGCCUAUAUGUACAAAUGCUGGACACAAACUUACCAGGAACUGCUUCCAGAAUCUUUUCACCAUUGCUUGGAGUCCUGCAGGGAGCAACAAGCGUGAGGAGGAGGAAGCUACCGUCUUCCAGUGGGAAUGGUGGCUUAUGGCCAUUCAAGAGCACGAGGUGGACCACACUUUUGAAGAGCUGCUGGUGUUUGCCACUGGGGCGGACUGCCUGUCACCUCUGGGGUUCCCACAGUCCUGCACCAUUGACUUUUACGACCAGGAGCCAGGGAUCUGUUGCAUACCAUAUGCGUCAACAUGCAGUUUGUGUCUUUACCUCCCAAGAGGUGUUGGAGAUGACAACCACUUUAAAGAACUUAUGUACACGGCACUAAAAGGAUCCCUUGGUUUUGGAAAGGCAUAGCUGUACAUUUCGUUUGAAGUUGGCUUGUUCUCCAUGAGAUUCCUCCUGGCAUUCUGCCUUCAAGAGACUUGUACAAUGUAGAGUUUUAAUAUGUUGAGUGUGUUUUCUCCCUUUACAAAUGUUGUUGUUUAUGUUGUAUUUAUGGUUCUCUUUUGAAAAGUUAGGUAAACGUAAGGCAAACAAUGCACUAAAUCUUCAGAUAAUGUAACUUUUUAUUUA